AUGCAAAGAACGGAUAAGAGCUUGCAAGUUCAGGGUGCUGUCAUAAAAAAAUUGGAGAAUCAAAUGGGACAAAUAGCCAAGGAACUUUCAGAGAGACUGUCGAGAACAUUACCUAGUGACACUGAGAUAAAUCCUAAGCAGCAGGUAAUGGCAGUAAAAGUUGUAGAGAAUGAGGAGGUUGGGGCAAUCACUACACGCAGUGGGAUUCAACUUCUAGAAAUCACAGUCGAAAGAUGGGUGAAAGUAAAUGAAAAGGUACCUUCCAUAGAUGAGGAGCAAGUGGAUAAAUCUGAACAGCCAGAUAAAAGAUUGCAAAAGAUGAAGUUGGAAGAACAGUUUGCAAGGUUCUUGGAUAUCUUCAAGAAGCUUCAUGUUAACAUUCCACUAAUUGAAGUUAUAUCUCAAACACCAAACUAUGCAAAAAUUUUGAAGGAGAUCCUAUCCAAAAAGAGAAGGUUUUCAAAUUUUGAGACCAUCAAGUUAAAUGAGGAGUGUAGUGCCAUCCUGCAUAACAAAUUACCUCCUAAGUUACAAGAUCCAGGGAGUCUCAAAAUACCUUGCUCAAUAGAGAAUGAUUCAAAUUGUAAUUGUUUAUGUGACUCAAGAGCAAGUAUAAACCUAAUGUCUUUAUCUGUAUACAGGAAAUUAGGAUUGGAAGAGCUAAAGGGCACAUCCAUCUCCCUUCAAUUGGCAGACAUAUCAAUUAAAUACCCACGAGGAGUGGUUGAGAACGUGCUCAUUAAAGUAGGAAAAUUUAUAUUCUCCAUUGAUUUUGUUGUCCUAGAUAUAGAGGAGCCAUGGGAUGCAGCGUUACUUAUCUUGGGCAGAUCCUUUCUAUCAACAAGUGGAGCUGUCAUGGACUUUGAAAGUGGCGAAUUGACAUUGAGAGUGGAAGAUAAGCAAGAUAAGUUCAAGAUCUACAACACUAUCGAGAAUCCAUUACAUGAAGAGGUCAGCAAAAAGGCUAAGGAAGAGUGCAAGUAUAUUGCUACAAAGGUGCAACAAUGCUCGAUAGAGACAAAGCCUAAACAUCUAGUUAGCGUUGGACGAGGGAAGAAUGGAGGGUUCAAGGUUUGGAGGGCAAAAUGA
Molecule: messenger RNA, 1089 nt
Organism: Olea europaea var. sylvestris
Lineage: Eukaryota; Viridiplantae; Streptophyta; Magnoliopsida; Lamiales; Oleaceae
Exons: 2
Coding region: 1-1089 (362 amino acids)
Source: RefSeq, a predicted model, not a curated record